Messenger RNA from Rhodotorula toruloides NP11, 1521 nucleotides. RefSeq names its product MYB-like domain containing protein. The transcript has 3 exons. The record is from RefSeq and is a predicted model, not a curated record. Bases 1 to 1521 code for a protein of 506 amino acids. NCBI's taxonomy places the organism in Eukaryota, Fungi, Basidiomycota, Microbotryomycetes, Sporidiobolales, Sporidiobolaceae.
AUGGAUAGCCCCCCGGUUUCUCCUGCUGGCUCGCGCGCGCCCUCGUCGACUCCCGCCACGCCGCUCCUGGACGAGUCCGAACUACAGGCGCAAGCGCACCCGGGCAGCGUCUCGGGCGACUCGGUGGACUUGGCAGGGAUUGCGAACGAGGUUCAAGGGGCGGGAGACCGCGCUCCCGAGACGCACGAAGGCGACCCUCAAACUACUCAGAAAGAUGCGAGCGGUCACGACGCGUCGCAGCAGCAAGAGGGACCGGCCCCAAAGCGCAUCAAGAAGGAGUUUGGCGGCGAGAAGUGGACAAGGGAAGAAGAGCUCGCUUUGCUCGAGAUUCGCAAGGGGCAGGGAGGAGCGACCUGGGAGGGCACACCGGAGAAGCUGGUCGCAAAGGGAUUUGCGAAACGAUCGGUCACAGCGUUGAAGCAGCGGUGGCAGGCGAUGGACGGGGCGAGCGGAAGUCCUCGACCAGCUACCGAGCAGGACAAGAGUUGGACGAAUGACCAGCUUCUCGCGCUCACCGCCAUCGUCACUCACCAAGACUCCGUCCCUGGAUUUCGCAAGAACCCGAUCGACUGGUCCUCCUGGCAGUCCGAAUUUCCUGGCAAGACCAAGUACCAGCUGAAACACAAGGUCGCCGACUUGCGCAAAGUGGAGGAGAAUGCGAAGUUGAAGGACCAACGACAUCAGGCGGACAAGGCGGCGCGUGAAGCGGCCAUCGAAGCGAAAUGGCGUUCGCUGCAGGCGGAGAAGGGUGGCGGUGGACAGGCGGACGCUGGAGCGGGACCAUCAACAACGACGAGCGCCGCCGACGACACUCCCCAAACGUUGGACGAGAUCAUCGCCGCCUGCUCCGCCACAGGACCUGCUGCGACCUUCGCGCCGUUGACUGUCGAAGAUGUCCAGAUGCCGUCGGGCUCAUGCGCCAUGCACAGCUUCAGUCAGACCCUUUGCGCGCAGCCGCCCUUCCACGAAGCCUCCUUCGGCCAGCUCGACUCCUUCCGCACGCAUCAACGGACGACCGCGUCGCCUCGUCCGAUUCCGCACCACCCCUCAACGUCGACGAUGUCGUCGCAACUCGACGCAUACCUCGAUUUCGCAAUUGACGCCGCCCUGUCCACUACUUCGCCAGUCCCGCCGCCGCAGAACACCCGUCCACACCAUCCGCCCAAUCACACGAUGAUCGGCCAGUCGAACUCGGCGCAGCGACUUCCGCAGUCCGCCUUCGUGCCGCGCGAGCAGCAGCACCAGCCCAUCUCCGCCGCCGCGAACGUCUCGCCCGCUUUGCCAGCGAAGCAGCCGGUCGUCGCUGCCGAAAUCGCCAAACUCAUCGUCGACGUGACCGGUCAGACGGCGAGUCAGCGCCAUGCGGCGCCGGCGCACGAGCCUGCGGAGGAGAAGCGAGAGGAGCCGAGGUGGAGGACGGACUUGGGCGACGAGGAGGACACGUCGUGGGUGCCGAAGUCGAAGGCGGGUAUGAAGCUGGAGGCGAAGCUGCGGGGUAUCGAGAGGCGUUUGAGGGAGUGA